Messenger RNA from Bufo gargarizans (Asiatic toad), 2698 nucleotides. RefSeq lists its product as uncharacterized. The record is from RefSeq and is a predicted model, not a curated record. Bases 469 to 1848 code for a protein of 459 amino acids. Lineage: Eukaryota; Metazoa; Chordata; Amphibia; Anura; Bufonidae. The transcript is spliced from 2 exons.
CAGACAGGAUUAUUGAAACGACACUGCACCCGGAAAUGGUGGCACCACGCACUGACCCCCGCAGCACUCAAGGCUGGAAGACGCUGUGGAGGUGCAGCAGACACUCGUCCUCAUACAGGUUCAUUCUAACUGGGCAGCAGUAACCACGACUGAGGUGUGUGCGCCCGCCGGGCGAUUGGCACCACCUUUACACAGAGCAAUUUUCAAGAACGAGUGUUCAUACUAAUGUUCAUUCCUGACAACUGCCCUGUGUAAACCCGCCAUAGUGUGGGCCGUCCAGAUAACCCAAGCGCUGAAGGCUCAGCCUGACCAUGGCGUCCUGCAGGCAUCACCAGCAGCAUCUGAAAACUGCAACAUGAUGAGGGCCUGGCCCAUCACAGUAUUCAGACACCACCCCCAACAUCCUCUGAACUGGGGGCAGACUGUAAGCUCUUGUGGUCUCACCGUACAAGUAACAUCACAGCUCACAUGCAUGGAGCGCUCCCCAGUAGAGUGUGGGGCCCCCAAUGUACCACAUACAUCGCUGUAAUAGAAGGAGAGCACAACAAUAUAUACACCCAGGAGGGCAAGAAAUUAUACACCCGGUUCUGUACCAACCAGGCUUUAUACAGCCGGUUCUGUACCAACCAGGCUUUAUACACCCAGUUCUGUACCAACCAGGCUUUAUACACCCAGAUCUGUACCAUCCAGGCUUUAUACACCCAGUUCUGUACCAACCAGGCUUUAUACACCCAGUUCUGUACCAACCAGGCUUUAUACACCCAGUUCUGUACCAACCAGGCUUUAUACACCCAGUUCUGUACCAACCAGGCUUUAUACAUCCGGUUCUGUACCAACCAGGCUUUAUACACCCAGUUCUGUACCAACCAGGCUUUAUACACCCGGUUCUGUACCAACAAGGCUUUAUACACCCGGUUCUGUACCAACCAGGCUUUACACACCCGGUUCUGUACCAACAAGGCUUUACACACCCGGUUCUGUACCAACAAGGCUUUAUACACCCGGUUCUGUACCAACAAGGCUUUACACACCCGGUUCUGUACCAACAAGGCUUUACACACCCUGUUCUGCAUCAAUACGGCUUUACACACCCCGUUCUGUAAUAAGGCUUUACACACCCCGUUCUGUAUCAAUAAGGCUUUACACACCCGGUUCUGUACCAACCAGGCUUUACACACCCGGUUCUGUACCAACCAGGCUUUACACACCCCGUUCUGUAAUAAGGUUUUACACACCCCGUUCUGUAUCAAUAAGGCUUUAUACACCCCGUUCUGCAUCAAUAAGGCUUUACACACCCCGUUCUGCAUCAAUAAGGCUUUACACACCCCGUUCUGCAUCAAUAAGGCUUUACACACCCCGUUCUGCAUCAAUAAGGCUUUACACACCCCGUUCUGCAUCAAUAAGGCUUUACACACCCCGUUCUGCAUCAAUAAGGCUUUACACACCCCGUUCUGUAUUAAUAAGGCUUUACACACCCCGUUCUGCAUCAAUAAGGCUUUACACACCCCGUUCUGCAUCAAUAAGGCUUUAUACACCCCGUUCUGCAUCAAUAAGGCUUUACACACCCCGUUCUGCAUCAAUAAGGCUUUACACACCCCGUUCUGCAUCAAUAAGGCUUUACACACCCCGUUCUGCAUCAAUAAGGCUUUACACACCCCGUUCUGCAUCAAUAAGGCUUUACACACCCCGUUCUGCAUCAAUAAGGCUUUACACACCCCGUUCUGCAUCAAUAAGGCUUUACACACCCCGUUCUGCAUCAAUAAGGUUUAUAUACCCGGUUCUGUAUUAAUAAGGUUUUAUACACCCCGUUCUGCAUCAAUAAGGUUUAUAUACCCGGUUCUGUAUUAAUAAGGUUUUAUACACCCCGUUCUGUAUUAUUAAGGUUUAUAUACCCGGUUCUGUAUUAAUAAGGUUUUAUACACCCCGUUCUGUAUUAAUAAGGUUUUAUACACCCCGUUCUGCAUCAAUAAGGUUUAUAUACCCGGUUCUGUAUUAAUAAGGUUUAUAUACCCGGUUCUGUAUUAAUAAGGUUUAUAUACCCGGUUCUGUAUUAAUAAGGUUUUAUACACCCCUUUCUGUAUUAAUAAGGUUUUAUACAUCCGGUUCUGCAUUAACAAGGUUUAUACACCCCGUUCUGCAUCAAUAAGGUUUAUAUACCCGGAUCUGUAUUAAUAAGGUUUUAUACACCCGGUUCUGUAUUAAUAAGGUUUUAUACACCCCGUUCUGUAUUAUUAAGGUUUAUAUACCCGGUUCUGUAUUAAUAAGGUUUUAUACACCCCGUUCUGUAUUAAUAAGGUUUUAUACACCCCGUUCUGUAUUAUUAAGGUUUAUAUACCCGGUUCUGUAUUAAUAAGGUUUUAUACACCCCGUUCUGUAUUAUUAAGGUUUAUAUACCCGGUUCUGUAUUAAUAAGGUUUUAUACACCCCUUUCUGUAUUAAUAAGGUUUUAUACAUCCGGUUCUGUAUUAACAAGGUUUAUACACCCCGUUCUGCAUCAAUAAGGUUUAUAUACCCGGAUCUGUAUUAAUAAGGUUUAUAUACCCGGUUCUGUAUUAAUAAGGCUUUAUACACCCCGUUCUGUAUUAAUAAGGUUUUAUACACCCCGUUCUGUAUUAAUAAGGUUUUAUACACCCGGUUCUGUAUUAAUAAGGUUUUAUACACCCCGUUCUGUAUUAAUAAGGUUUUAUACACCCGGUUC